Molecule: messenger RNA, 1291 nt
Organism: Telopea speciosissima
Lineage: Eukaryota; Viridiplantae; Streptophyta; Magnoliopsida; Proteales; Proteaceae
Exons: 7
Coding region: 143-910 (255 amino acids)
Source: RefSeq, a predicted model, not a curated record
AACAAAAAAUUUGAAAAAAGAAAUAAAAGGACGACGGAGGAUACGUCGAAGAUCUCAGACGUCUGCCGGCGAUUUGACGCAAUGGAGUAGGGAUCGACCAGAUCAGACGUCUGAUUUGCUUCCCCAGUCUCAUUCAAAGGCCAUGAAUCCUUCUCUCCUUCCCGAAAUAGGGCCCGAUGGCCUCGCCAGAGAAGCCCCUGUUAUCGCCUACACCGAGAAGAUAAUCGAGGAGGAACAGCUUCAAUUACAAAAAUAUAUUCAAGAAAAUUAUUCCAAAAUCCGUGAUGUAGAAAGAGAGUUGGCAAAUCUUUCAUUGGAGGUGAAACUCACAGCUGGGCCUAAAAAGGCAGCACUUGAACACAUGCGGAAAAAAAUAGAAUUGUCAACUGAGAAAAUACGUGUUGCAAAGCUGAAGGAAGAGCAAGCACGUAAGGCCUUGGAAGAAGCAUCAAAGGCUGUGAAGGAUGAGGAAGCAAUCAAACAGAAGCUAUGUGAUGAUCUAAGCCAGCUGGUUCAAGAAAGCAGUAAUGCUCAGUUUUCUAGAUUGGAGGAGCUGAAAAGACGGCUAGAAGCUUUAAACCCAGGCAGGGCUUCUGUUUCUGAUGCACAUGACGGGAAAGCAGUACAACCUGCACGGAACAGCACAGCAGCUUCAGAUUCUCCUUCCAAUCCUCAAACUACAAUUUCAGCUGGGAAAACAGUUGAAACUGUACGUGGUCAAGGAAAUAAUGGAAAUGGAUUAGCUAUGGAUGGUCACAACCAACAGCCAUCUGUUGAGGGAGAUGGAAGAGGAAAGAAAAGAAUUGUUAACCCAGGAAGAGGGAAGGGACUUGGGGCUGUCCCCAAGGGGAGAGGAUCUCCUGGACCUGGUUGGACUGGUGCUGGAUUUGAUGUGGAUGGCAGGAGUUGAGCAAAGGGCUACUUCGGAAUCUCCCUUGUAUAGGCUGACGCAGUAGGAUGAAAGUUCAUUGAUGUCAUCCUAGUAGGUACUGUAUUGAAGCUUCCAUCUUUCCCCCUUCUCUUGUUGGUCAGUGCUUUUCUUAUCAUUGUGCUUUCGCCCUUCUAUUAACGGUAAUGUCCCUAUGAUUUCUGGCCGUAUGCUCCUUGGCCACUUUCUGACCUGUCCAUUACCCUUAAUUUUCAUCAAGCUGGCGAAAAUUGCCCGAGUCAUUUUGUGUUUCUUCUGUUCCCUCUCCAGCUAUAUGGGCGAAGUUUUGUCUUGAGCACUAUAGAAAAAUGUGGCUUCAGUGAAAUACAAGAAAUUCAAAAUUUUCAAUGGUGUGGAUCUCAA